UCGAUGUGUGUGUGAGGGAAGAGACGCUCUGGCGGUGGCAGCCGAGUGGCGGAAGCGAGAGGGGAGGGCGCGGUAGUGGUUGGGCGGGGAAGGAGGAGGCCCCUUCCCGGGUGACAGGCCCGGCCCUUCCGGAGGGCGGAGCGCAGCCGGGCGUCCAGGACUCGGUGGGGGUGUUGGGUCCAGCCGGGUCCGCCCGACCGCCCUCUUGCCUCCCUCCCUCCCUCCUCCUCCUCCCGUCCCUGUCCCACCGUCACCAGCCUGCCUAAGGAAUAGCAGCGGCGGCGACGACGGCGCUCGGAAUCCGGCACCAUGUCUGGGCAGAGCCUGACCGACCGCAUCACGGCGGCGCAGCACAGCGUGACCGGCUCCGCCGUGUCCAAGACCGUCUGCAAGGCCACCACGCACGAGGUGAUGGGCCCCAAGAAGAAGCACCUCGACUAUUUAAUACAGUGCACAAAUGAGAUGAACGUAAAUAUCCCACACUUGGCGGACAGCUUGUUUGAAAGGACAGCAAACAGUAGCUGGGUGGUAGUUUUCAAGUCACUCAUCACAACUCACCAUCUAAUGGUGUAUGGAAAUGAGCGUUUUAUCCAGUAUCUGGCUUCCAGAAACACGUUGUUUAACUUGAGCAAUUUUUUGGACAAAAGCGGAUUGCAAGGGUAUGAUAUGUCCACAUUUAUCAGGCGGUAUAGCAGGUAUUUGAAUGAAAAAGCAGUUUCUUACAGACAAGUCGCCUUUGACUUCACAAAAGUAAAAAGAGGAGCUGAUGGAUUCAUGAGGACAAUGAAUACAGAGAAACUCUUAAAAACUGUACCAAUUAUACAAAAUCAGAUGGACGCACUUCUUGAUUUCAAUGUCAAUAGCAAUGAACUUACAAAUGGUGUAAUUAACGCUGCCUUCAUGCUUCUCUUCAAAGAUGCCAUAAGACUCUUUGCAGCAUAUAAUGAAGGGAUUAUUAACCUGUUGGAAAAAUACUUUGAUAUGAAAAAGAAUCAAUGCAAAGAAGGCCUUGACAUAUACAAGAAGUUUCUGACCAGAAUGACAAGGAUUUCUGAGUUUCUCAAAGUUGCAGAGCAAGUGGGGAUAGACAGAGGAGACAUACCAGAUCUUUCUCAGGCACCAAGCAGCCUCCUUGAUGCAUUGGAACAGCACUUAGCCUCCUUAGAAGGAAAGAAAAUCAAAGACUCCACUGCUGCAAGCAGGGCUACCACUCUUUCCAAUGCAGUCUCCUCCCUUGCAAGCACCGGCCUGUCGCUCACCAAAGUAGAUGAAAGGGAAAAGCAAGCUGCACUAGAGGAAGAGCAGGCACGUUUAAAAGCUUUAAAGGAACAACGUCUAAAAGAACUUGCAAAGAAACCUCAAACCUCUUUAACAACAGCCUCCUCCCCCGUGUCUAAUAUAGCAGGAAGCAUAAUGACUACACCAGCCAUUGAUAUUUUCUCCACACCUAGUUCUUCAAACAGCACAUCAAAGCUGCCAAAUGACCUGCUUGAUUUGAAGCCAACCUUUCAGCCAUCUGUGCAUCCUAUAUCCUCUGCGCCUCAAGUAGGAGGGACUUGGGGAGAUCCUUUCACUUCUACUGCUGAUGAUGAUGCCAUUCCGAGCCUAAAUCCUUUCCUCACAAAAUCUAGCGAUCACCUCUCUGUCUCCUCUGACGUGCUGCCCACUUUCACUUCUAGGACACCAACUCAUGAGAUGUUUGUUGAUCGCUUCAACCCAUUUACUGAAUCAAACCCCUUUGUGACAACCAAAUAUGCAUCCACUGUUCAGCUCUGUCACUUUACUUCAGAUUCUUUUUGUGGUCCGCAAGUUUACUCUAAUGCUUCCCAUUUCCGCAGUGAGUCCUCAACUGUAGCUGGUCUAUUUGGAGGGUUCACUCCAUCUCCUGUUGCUCCGUCGCACCCCGCAGCAGGCCUUAAUGUCGACUUUGAGUCUGUGUUUGGAAACAAAACUUCAAAUGCCCCGGUGGAUUCUGGUGGGUUUGAUGAAUUAGGUGGACUCCUAAAACCAACAGUGACUUCUCAAAACCAGAGUCUUCCAACUUCCAAAGCACCACCUAACAAGUUAGUGUUGGAUGAUCUGGAUUCAUCUUUAGCCAAUCUUGUGGGCAAUUUGGGCAUUGGAAAUGGAACAACUAAAAAUGAUGUGAAUUGGACACAACCAGGAGAAAAGAAACUAACUGGGGGCUCGAACUGGCAACCUAAAGUUGCUCCAACGACAGCAUGGAAUGCUCCAACAAUGAAUGGCAUGCAUUUUCCACAAUACGCACCGCCCGUCAUGGCCUAUCCUGCUACAACACCAACAGGAAUGAUGGGCUAUGGAAUGCCAUCCCAAAUGGGAGGAGUACCAGUAAUGACUCAACCAACCUUAAUAUACAGCCAACCUGUCAUGAGACCUCCAAAUCCUUUUGGUCCUGUAUCGGGAGCCCAGCUGUCUGCAGCAUCCAGUCCAUCCACUCAGAGUCCUCACAGAGCUUCAGGAAAGGAUCCUUUUGCAGAGAUCUCCCUCCAGGAUUUCUUGUAGGACCAUUUAGAUACAGUUCAUGUAACCGUGCCGGAUGGAGUGGGUGAGAACAGUUCCAGAAAGACACGUGCUCAGAGACAAACCCUUCUUCCCAGCCAAAUCAAAACGGAUGUGUCUUGAACUCUCCGGUAGAACGACCCAGUAAAAAUCACACGAGAAUGAUCCAGUUAAAAUCACACAAGCCCACAACAACAGUGGGGAGCAUCUAGGGAAGCCUCAGCACCUUCCAGCACUCGGUAUAAAGCCCAGAAUUGCCACAAUUUUGUUGUGGGAUCUUUUUUCUCCCCUCCCUCCCCCUUCCUGGUGACCUAACAUGUCAGUAACUCUCACCACCUGUUUCAUAACCUGAAUUGAUAACACACACA
Elgaria multicarinata webbii is the source of this 2888-nucleotide messenger RNA. It is a transcript of the gene PICALM, whose product is annotated as phosphatidylinositol binding clathrin assembly protein. The transcript has 24 exons. Lineage: Eukaryota; Metazoa; Chordata; Lepidosauria; Squamata; Anguidae. Gene Ontology annotation, molecular function: 1-phosphatidylinositol binding; clathrin heavy chain binding; SNARE binding. Gene Ontology annotation, biological process: synaptic vesicle budding from presynaptic endocytic zone membrane; clathrin coat assembly; clathrin-dependent endocytosis. Bases 310 to 2523 code for a protein of 737 amino acids. The record is from RefSeq and is a predicted model, not a curated record. Gene Ontology annotation, cellular component: extrinsic component of presynaptic endocytic zone membrane; clathrin-coated vesicle; synaptic vesicle.